AUGACAACCUGCAAUGGUGAAUCUUCUACUUGGGGCAAAGGAGCAUAUAAGACCUUUAAUGAUCAGAUCUUUUCCUUCGAAUCUUCGUGCACAUACACCUUCUGUCGUCACUGUGUUGAAUCUGGAAGUUAUUUUAACAUUGAAAUCAAGCGAAAUAAUCAGAAUGAUAUUGAAAAUAUAACGAUCCUAAUCGAUGGUAAUGAUAUCUCUAUUAGUGGAAAAACCAUCCUGGUUAAUGGAGAAAGGAUAUCUGUUCCAUUUAAUAACAAGAUGAUUCACAUAAAACAUUAUGGAGACUCUACUAAGCUGGAAAGCCGUAGAGGAAUCCUGUCUUUAAUAUGGAACACCAAGGAUAAAUUGUCACUUACUCUUCACAAAUCAUAUCCUACCUGUGGUCUUUGUGGAAAACUGAGUGAUGCUGCCGGAGAUAUUGACGAAAACAUCGCCAGCAGUAAAAUUUCUGAUGACUGUCCUAAAUCCACUGCUAAGCAAUAUGAAGAAUGUGAGGAUGGAAAAGAGUAUUGCAACAAGGUGAUUGGAACAUACUUUGAGAAGUGUGGAAAAAUCACUUCCUUGUCCAGGGAAUACAGACAAAUCUGCAUUGAAGACUACUGCAAGAAUGGGGGCAAGAAAUAUACUUGCGACACUUUCUCUGAAUUGUCUCGCCUCUGUGCCUCAGAUGGUUCUGGUGCCUACGAAUCGUGGAGAAAUGAUCCUGAUAUAAUCUGUGAAAAACCUGUAUGUCCAGGAACACAAAUCUAUAAAGAAUGUAGUCCUUCAAACCCAUCAACAUGCUCCAAUGUGGCUCCCUUCCAAAACAGUGAAUGUGUGAAUGGCUGUGUCUGCCCCGAAGGUUAUCUGCUUGAUGAUAUUGGAGAAAACCUUACUUGUAUAUUAAAGGCUGAAUGUCCUUGUGAAUCCAAUGGAAAGGUAUACAAGCCAGGAGAAGUGCGGGAAGGCCCCUGUUUUUCUAACUGCACGUGUCAAGAAGCAAAGUGGUUCUGCACAGAAACAUUAUGUCCUGGAAGAUGUAAAGUAGAAGGAAGUUCAAUUACAACUUUUGAUGGUGUUUCAUAUGAGCAUCCUGGAAACUGUCACUUUUUAGCUGUCCAUGAUGAAAACUGGUCUAUUAGCAUUGAACUUCGUCCGUGUCUAAAUGGUCAAACCGGAACAUGCUUAAAUAGUGUCACCCUUCUUUUAAAUUCUUCUCUUUCAGCUGACAAAUAUGUAUUUAAUAAUGAUGGCAGUGUCACAAACAACAAGAUUAAAAGGCAAGGUUAUUAUUAUUCAGAUGCAAUUCAGAUUUUUAGGGUAACUUCCUCAUACCUACAAGUAAAGACAUCUUUUGGAUUAAAAAUGCAAAUACAAAUUGAUCCAGUGAUGCAAUUGUAUAUUUCUUUGCCACCCAACAAAUUUACAAACACAGUGGGGCUCUGUGGUUCCUACAAUAACAAAGCAGAGGACGAUUUCUUGUCAAGUCAGAACAUGUUAGAAAAGACAUCUCAGGUUUUUGCUGACUCUUGGGAAAUGAUGUCCUGUCCCAAAGGAAGACCUUCUUCAUGUAUAAGCAUAGAAAAUGAAAAGUUUGCUGAAAAGAAUUGUUUGGUUCUUACUGAUUCAAGUGGGCCUUUUGCUUCUUGCCAUUCCAUUGUGGACCCUAGAUCCUACCAUGAGAAAUGCAAAACAUUCACUUGCACUUGUGAAAAUACCAAAGAUUGCUUAUGUACAACAAUAGGAAAUUACGUAAAAGCAUGUGCUGAGAAUGGAAUAUACAUAACUGGUUGGAGAAAAGGUCAAUGUGAACAAACUUGUCAAAAUGGCCUGGUCUUCAAGUACAAUGUACAAGCUUGCAAUAGUUCUUGCCAAUCAUUAUCAGAGAGAGAUAAGAGCUGUGUCAUACAAGAUGUUCCAGUUGAUGGAUGUGCCUGCCCUGAUGGAAUGUAUCUUAAUAGUGAAGGAUCUUGCGUUCUGAAAACUCACUGUGACUGCUAUAUAAAUGAUGAAAUUGUGAAACCAGGCAAAAUUGCUUCCAUUGAUGGCAAUGUAUGUAUUUGCCAAGAUGGGAUUCUUCUUUGCCAACAGCCAAUUGACAAAAUCUCACAAAAUUGUACUGGAGGAGCUAUAUAUGUGAACUGCAGUGAAUCAAAUGCACAGCGAAGACAGGACAAAACAUGUAGCUCUCGGAAUAUACCUAGUUUUAACGAGGAUAUUCCCUGCAGACGCGGAUGCUUCUGUCCUAUAGGAAUGGUUAGGGAUUCAAAAGGAAACUGUAUCUUUCCUGAUGACUGCCCAUGUUUUUUUGGUGGAAGGGAAUAUGACCAAGGAAGUACUACAGCAGUUGGAUGCAAUGAAUGUACUUGUAUAAAAGGAUCUUGGAAUUGCACACAAAACAAGUGUCAAACAUCCUGCCAUAUUUAUGGGGAUGGACAUGUUAAAACCUUUGAUGGAAAGAGUUACAGCUAUGAUGGUCUCUGUCAGUAUUCCUUUGUUGAGGAUUAUUGUGGUCAAGACAAUGGUACAUUCCGAGUUUUAACUGAGAGUGUUCCAUGUUGUGAAGAUGGACUUACAUGCUCAAGAAAAAUAGUAGUUGCUCUGAAGGACCAAAAUGUUGUCUUGCAUGAUGGCAAAGUCACAGUAGUCAAAAUUUCGGAAAGCAAAGGAUGUGAACUCGAUACAAAUGUAUACUCUAUGCAUACUGUUGGUCUGUACUUGAUUUUGAAAUUUGUAAAUGGAUUGAUCCUGAUUUGGGACAAAAAUACAAGAGUAUCUGCUAUAUUGGAUCCAAGCUGGAGUGGCAAAGUGUGUGGUCUGUGUGGAAAUAAUAAUGGAGAUCUCAAGGAUGAUUUCACAACUAGACAUGCAUCUGUAGCUGUUGGAGCACUGGAAUUUGGAAAUAGUUGGAAAACAAGUCAAGAGUGUUCAGACACAGUGGUUCAAGCUUUCCCAUGUGACUCUAACCCAUACUGUAAAGCAUGGGCUAUAAGAAAGUGUGGAAUCAUCAGAGAUAGUACCUUUAAAGAUUGCCACAACAAGGUUGACCCUGAUGCUUACUAUACUGCUUGUUUAGAAGAAGCCUGUGCAUGUGAUAUGGAAGGAAAAUAUCUUGGAUUUUGCACUGCUGUGGCCAUGUAUGCAGAAGCUUGUAGUGCAGUUGGAGUUUGUGUCUCAUGGAGAAAGCCAGACCUUUGCCCUGUCUAUUGUGACUUUUACAAUGGCCCUGGUGAAUGCAGCUGGCAUUACGAGCCCUGUGGGACAGUGAAAGCAAAAACAUGCAAAGAUCAUCUUAUUGGUCAAAAAUUUGCUACUGUUUUGGAAGGUUGCUAUGCUAAAUGCCCUGACAGUGCCCCAUAUCUGGAUGAAAACACCAUGAAAUGUGUCAAUUUAUCGGAGUGCAGCUGCUUCUAUAAUGAUGUAAUACCAGCAGGUGGAAUCAUUGAAGAUGAAUGUGGCAGAACAUGUUUUUGCAUAGCUGGACAAUUACAGUGCAGUGAAGGAAUCAUAUCCACACAAACCAAUGGAACAAACAGAGCUGAAGGCACCACAGCAGCAAAGGCAGUGCCAGUCAGCACCAUUUCUAAUGGAGCCAUUCAAGAAGCGACCAUAUCCACAGGAGCAGGUGGGACAACCACAGCUGAGACUACCAUAAUAGGAACAUCAGCAAGAGUCAGCAAUGGCUUCAGCAGAACCACUCAAGGUUGGUAG
This is a messenger RNA of Gracilinanus agilis (Agile Gracile Mouse Opossum), 3702 nucleotides long. It is a transcript of the gene MUC19, whose product is annotated as mucin 19, oligomeric. The transcript is spliced from 29 exons. The record is from RefSeq and is a predicted model, not a curated record. Bases 1 to 3702 code for a protein of 1233 amino acids. Gene Ontology annotation, cellular component: extracellular matrix. NCBI's taxonomy places the organism in Eukaryota, Metazoa, Chordata, Mammalia, Didelphimorphia, Didelphidae. Gene Ontology annotation, molecular function: protein binding.